Ambispora leptoticha is the source of this 2445-nucleotide messenger RNA. The record is from the annotation of a GenBank genome assembly. NCBI's taxonomy places the organism in Eukaryota, Fungi, Glomeromycota, Glomeromycetes, Archaeosporales, Ambisporaceae.
AAUCCUGUGGAGACUACUGAAAUUACUAAUGAUAACGCUAAUGAAUUGCAAGACGAUUUGUUAGACAAGUCUGGUCUGUUUGUCAAGCAUGAUUUACGAUCUCGUAAAAUUUUAUUACAAAAAGAGAAAGAGAAAGAAAAAAAUGGGAUAAGUGGCGAUGGUGAAGAAGAGAAGCAAGAGCAAGAACAAGAACAACAUGAAGAGAUUGUAGAAAAAGAAAGUGAAACUUUGGUGGAGCCACACAUCCAUAUAACACCCAACAAAACACCUCGAAAAAGGGGGAAAUCUGACUCUGCACCUUCGAAACCACCAUCAGCAAACCGGCGACGUUUAAGCAAACGAAAAGAAGACGAAGAUUGGGAUCCAGCAGAGGCAGACAACGAAUCAAAUUCUGACAGCGAACAUGAAUCCCCAAAGAGAACCUCACGAUCGACAUCCCAAAGAGUCAAAAGACCUAGCAGCACGCCCACAAGCAAAAGUCAUUCUAUUUCUCCAACUAGUAGUCGUCGACAAACUCCUAACGCAAAAACGCCAUCAUUCCCAACGACUCGCCUUUCUAGUAGCACACUAAAUAUUUCGAAAAAGACGCCGACAAAUGCAGCAUUGCGUACAAGGCGUAAUAGUGGUAGUGUACAGACACCGCCUAAUGCAGCAUCGCCUACAAAGCGCAAUAGUAGUGUACAGACACCGACUAAUGUAGCAUCGCCUACAAAGCGCAAUAGUAGUGUACAAACACCGACUAAUGUAGCAUCGCCUACAAAGCGCAAUAGUAGUGUGCAGACACCGACUAAUGCAGCAUCGCCUACAAAGCGUAAUAGUAGUGUACAGACACCGACUAAUGUAGCAUCGCCUACAAAGCGCAAUAGUAGUGUGCAGACACCGACUAAUGCAGCAUCGCCUACAAAGCGCAAUAGUAGUGUACAGACACCGACGCCUGCUAAACGCAAUAAUGCACAGACACCGACUAAUGCAGUAUCGCCUCCAAAACGCAGUAGUGGUAAUGCACAUAGUUCUCCCAGACGUACUAGUUCUAGAACGAAACGUUCUACCACUCCAAAGAUUAAUACUACACCUAGAACUACACGGAGCUCGCGCGAAACACCAGCGGAUCAAGGAGCAACUGUCGCAAUAGCAAUAGAACCACAAAAACAAAUCGAUGAAGUAAUACCAGUUAAUUUAAACCCAAGUAACGAAGGAAUAUCGAAUGAAGACAAUCUUGUUCAAAAAACACCUAUAAAGAGUAAACAGCCGAAUAAAGAAGAUACUACUCCAAGAAGCGGGGACAAUAAACAUCCAGAAAGUGAAACACACACUCCUAAUAGACUUUUCACUCCACAACGUGGCCCUAAUGUAGUUGAAGUGACCGCAAAGAGUCCAGAUGCCCUUGAAAAAGCCGUUUCGCUUUUGAAACCAGAUUUUGUUGUUAUACGAACGAUUGAUAAUAUAAGCGAGUCAUCAAAUCCCUUAUAUGAGCUAGAACCCGGUGAAGCGUUGGAUACUCCGCCUCCUUCCUCCGUUAACAUUAGUCGGACAUCAUCACGUCUUUCUCCGCCUAUUUCCAUGAACACGAGUCAAACAGUGUCAGGCGAAAUGUCGGAUAUCCCAGUGGCAAAAUGGUUAGAUAGUCAUUGGUCACAAUUAAAAGCGAUAUAUAUGGAGACACGGAAGAUUUAUGUGCCAAAUGGAAAUCACGGUUAUGGAAAUGAGCAGAUAUAUGAUGAAGUGGUACAAAAAUUCUAUAAUGCUGAUGUAAAUCAUAAUAAUUUUGAUAGUCAAAAUCUUAGAAAACGAGUCAUAGCCAUCGAAUCAGUUCAUCGCACUGAGAAAAAAUUGAAUCCACACAGACGCGGAAGUACCGAUAGCGCCAGUUCCCGAGGAACCUUUAGACGCUAUAAUUUUGCAUAUCAAAAUAUGCGUGAAAUUGAUUCGAUUAAUAGUAAGCGAAAAUUUAGUAAUUCCGAGGCAAGAUCAAAUUCAGGUCAAGAAGAUCCUAUGAAACGUCGGAAAACUAAUGAAAGCUCUGCUUCGAGCUUUGUUGAUACUCAGCAUCCUGAUAUUGUGCCGAACACAAAAGCACCGAAUACUCCAUCGAUACAAACUCCUAGUCGUCUUUCCGGUUUAUUUGGAUGGCUUAGCUCACGUGCAUCUACACCAGAACAAUUGGAAACACAUCUAUCGUCGUAUAGCGAUAAUGACGAUGAUGAUAUUGUUAAUUCUUCACCUUCUUCACUUUUUGAGUCUGCAUCAUCAAUGCAGAAUGAUUAUCAAGAAGAAACAAGUGGAGUAGAUGAAGAGAAUACGACUGUUACAACUCCGAUGGAAAUUGAGUUUUCCGAAGAUACUAUUGAAAUAAAAACAUCUUUGUCAACGCCACAAUCACAACAACCAGCGCCUCCGUCAUCUCAAAAGGAUACACCAGGUUUUCUUCGAAGGCUUUUUGGUUAA